AUGUCACUUAGUUUCCCACUUGAUAAAAAUAUCAUUCAGGUCGAUCGGGCGUCGUACGAAGCCUCUUCGUCUCUUGACAUACUUGUCGAGAUUGGAGAGCGCGAUGGUGAAAUCGAACGCCACUUUGCGCUCGACGAACCCGAGGCCGAUGAAGGCGUGCUUGCCGGUGCCAUCCUCGAUCCUGAGGAUGAAGUAGCGCGCCGAUUCGAGCACGGUCUUGACGGAGGUCGCUGGAAUUUGGAUCCUCCAGUCGGAUCUCACACCGGUCCUUGCACGACCUUUUCCGCUCUCGGCGAGCUUCUCGUCGCUGCUGGCUGCAUCACUGACUUUGAUGAGUACCGCUCGGAUGUGGAGGCAAACAAUCGAAAGGUGAAAGUGUAUGGUAGGAAUUAUACAUUCAUUGAGACCAGAUGGAAGAAGCUCAGAGUUGGUGAUCUUGUCAAGGUGCACAAGGAUGAGUACUUUCUUGCUGAUCUGCUUUUGCUUUCAUCAAGCUAUGAGGAUGGCAUUUGCUAUGUGGAAACUAUGAACCUUGAUGGAGAAACAAAUUUAAAAUUGAACCAUGCACUGGAGGCGACAUCCCAUCUUCAUGAUGAAAAUUCCUUGGAAAGAUUUAGGGCAGUGAUCAAGUGUGAGGACCCAAAUAAAAUUCUAUAUUCAUUUGUUGGGACUUUGUUUUAUAACGGCAGAGAACACCCACUUUCCUUGCAACAGAUGCUGAAAAAUACAGAAUAUGUCCAUGGAUUUGUUGUUUUCACUGGGCAUGACACAGAAGUGCGGCAAAGUUAGACAACUCUCUUUUCUUUCAGUGUCUUUUUUUUUUGCCCUUAUUUAAUUAUUGAAUUUCUAGUGUUGCAUGUUGGUCUGUAUGUUAGUUUGGUUCAUGGUAGUUUUGGAGGUUUGGAUUGGUUAAUUGUGCCAACUUGGCCUCAGUUUUGUUUAUAUUCAAGAACUGAUUGUUUGAU
Messenger RNA from Rosa rugosa (rugosa rose), 965 nucleotides. RefSeq names its product probable phospholipid-transporting ATPase 8. Gene Ontology annotation, molecular function: ATPase-coupled intramembrane lipid carrier activity. Gene Ontology annotation, cellular component: plasma membrane. NCBI's taxonomy places the organism in Eukaryota, Viridiplantae, Streptophyta, Magnoliopsida, Rosales, Rosaceae. The record is from RefSeq and is a predicted model, not a curated record. Bases 1 to 789 code for a protein of 262 amino acids. The transcript has 3 exons. Gene Ontology annotation, biological process: phospholipid translocation.